Messenger RNA from Fusarium falciforme, 243 nucleotides. RefSeq lists its product as hypothetical. Gene Ontology annotation, molecular function: ubiquitin protein ligase binding; protein tag activity. The transcript has 4 exons. NCBI's taxonomy places the organism in Eukaryota, Fungi, Ascomycota, Sordariomycetes, Hypocreales, Nectriaceae. Gene Ontology annotation, biological process: protein neddylation; regulation of proteolysis; modification-dependent protein catabolic process. The record is from RefSeq and is a predicted model, not a curated record. Bases 1 to 243 code for a protein of 80 amino acids. Gene Ontology annotation, cellular component: cytoplasm; nucleus.
AUGUUGAUCAAGGUCCGUACGCUCACCGGCAAGGAGAUCGAGCUCGAUAUCGAGAUGGACUACAAGGUCUCCCAGAUCAAGGAAAAGGUGGAGGAGAAGGAGGGUAUCCCCCCGGUCCAGCAGCGUCUGAUCCACGGCGGAAAGCAAAUGACGGACGACAAGACGGCCGCUGAAUACAACCUCGUCGCUGGCGACACUCUUCACCUCGUCCUCGCCCUUAGGGGAGGACGAUGGCUGGCUUAG